This is a messenger RNA of Ahaetulla prasina, 2586 nucleotides long. RefSeq names its product WD repeat domain 18 (gene WDR18). Gene Ontology annotation, biological process: rRNA processing; DNA-templated DNA replication. Gene Ontology annotation, cellular component: nuclear pre-replicative complex. The record is from RefSeq and is a predicted model, not a curated record. Gene Ontology annotation, molecular function: protein binding. Lineage: Eukaryota; Metazoa; Chordata; Lepidosauria; Squamata; Colubridae. The transcript is spliced from 10 exons. Bases 17 to 1378 code for a protein of 453 amino acids.
GCGCGGUCCGGACAAGAUGGCGGUCGCCGGCGGAGGUCUGGGGGGACCCGUGGAAGUGGCGGUGGUGGCUGCGGCGGGCGAGACCUCUUUGGGACCCGGUAGCGGCGGCUCCUCUUCGAACUCGUCGGGUAGCGGCUGCUGCUCGGUGUGGGAAGUGAGCUCCGGGGCAUCGGUAGCCGGCUACCGCGGGGGCUGCUGCGCCCCUCGUGGGCUGACGCUGCUAGGCGGGGAGCAUCUUCUCGGGGCGCAGCUCGGCAAGGCCUGCGUGGGAGCCUGGGAGCUCCAGAGGAAGGAUCAACUCCAGCAGAAGAUAAUAUGCCCGGGCCCGGUGGCUUGCCUGACAGCUGCUCCCAAUGGUCUCUACAUCUUGGCAGGUAUUGCUGAAAGCAUCUACCUCUGGGAGGUAUCUAGUGGGAAUCUUCUUGCUAUCCUGAAUCGACAUUAUCAGGACUUAAGCUGUUUGGCCUUCACGGAUGACAGCAGUCAUUUUCUCUCUGGAGCCAAAGACAGUCUUGUCAUUGUCUGGAGCCUGUACAGUGUGUUACAGGUGGAACACGGCCAAAGCCCUGAGCCCCGCCACGUGUGGUCACGGCACAGCCUUCCCAUCACAGAUCUCUGCUGCGGUGUUGGUGGCCCCUUGGCCAGAGCUGCCACAGGCUCUUUGGACCAAACAGCAAAGUUGUGGGAGAUCUCCUCCGGGAACCUUCUCCUCUCUGUCGUCUUCGAUAUGAGCAUCGUGUCAGUGACCCUUGACCUUGCGGAAUACCACAUGUUUUGUGGCGGGCUGGAUGGUUCCAUCUUCCAGGUUGACCUCUGCUCCUGGCCUGUGCAAAGAGAAAGAGGUUUUCAGUCUGAGCAGGAGAACGCAAAGAUCUUCAAAGGACAUAGGAAUCAGGUGACAUGUCUCUCUGUCUCCACCGACGGAAGCCUUCUGCUCUCUGGCUCGCAUGAUGAAACAGUUCGGCUGUGGGACAUCCAGAGCAAACAAUGUCUCCGCACCGUGAAUUACAAAGGUCCGAUCACAAACGCUUUCAUCACCCUGGCACCUGCCAAUAUGUUGAAUCCGGACAGCAAGCCUCGCAUCCCGCUGCCAAAAUUCAGCCGGCAUCUUCACAGCCCAGAGAGCAUGGAAAACUCUGCCGGCGAGGGGCUGACACUGUGUCUGGGGCUGCAUCAGAAGGGUUCUGGAGAGAGUUACUUGGAGAGAACAGAGCGCUUAUAUCUCCAGAUGUGCUCAACGAGAGAAAAGAAUUUGAUGGGCGACCAAGAGCAACUGAAAAUUCAAGUGACAGAACUGGAGGAGGAAGUCAACACCCUGCGGAAGAUCAACAAGAAUCUCUUCGACUUCUCCAGCUCUAUCAUCACCUCAUCCAAGUAGAACAUCUUCUGAAGCCUGGCUAGAGAUGGAAGGAGAGACCAGCCAGUCGGGAUUCACCCUGGACACAGCCAUUUCCUCCAUAACAAUGUCUGAUGGGAGCUUCUACAGUUGCAGAGAUACCCUCUCUUAACCUUGUCUAACUGAAGGGCUGGACAUGGAAGUCUCUAGCAUCUAGGUGUUUCGGGUGCAGCCCUACCCCCCAAAUAUAUAUAUAUAUAUUUAUGGGUAACAGCACACAGUAUGGAAGGAAAAUAAUCCAGAAGGGAAAAGAGAGGACCCCUUUUCAUUUACAGUGCAGCUUCCUUUCAUCCUACAAGGUCCUUUCAUUCCUCAAGCAGAACCAGCCGUAGAUGUUCUUCAAGAUGCCAUCAAUCCCCUUUUCUCCAGUCGGAAAUCACGUGGCUGCUUUUAAGGACUCCUCUUGUACUUGGGAACUUCUGGGGAUUGAAGACAACCAUGGGCUUCGAAGGCAUCACACUCAAUAGGUCAGGGGUCUCCAACCUUGGCAACUUUAAGACUUGUGGACUUCAACUCCCAGAAUACCUCAGCCAGCAAAGCUGGCUGCGGAAUUCUGGGAGUUGAAGUCCACAAGUCUUAAAGUUGUCAGGGUCGGAGGAUCCCUGCAAUAGGUGGAACUGCCUUCAUUGUAAUUGGCCAGGGAGAGGGACAAUUGACUACCAUGAAGAAGGACCCUUGUAGCUGGACUGAGCACAGAAGCUUCCUAUCCUCAAGACUCUGCUAGGGUGGGGUGGGGGAAUGGAGCGAUGGGGAAGAUCAUAUUUUGUGGUGUUUUCCUCAUUUGGAAAGGGUGGGACAACCUUCCCUGCAAGACCAAGUUGGCAAGAUAAGGAGUGGGGGGGAACAAUCUUUUUUACGGUCACAGAUCAGCAAAAAAUGGGGCCUUUUUUUACUGAUCUGCUACUCUUCCUGCAGAAGAAUUGCGGACUUUUUGUCUGGUCCAUCAUUCUACCAAUUUAUGCACAGAUCUUUAGCCAACGGGAUGUCUAGUUAGGCUUCUGUGCAGUUGCAGGUUUCAGCACCAGCCUCAGGAUGCAUUUGCCAUGUAGCAGAUUUACUUUCAUUGGGUUAUCUUGUUUAAUUCUCUAUUCUUUAGAGAGAGAAAAAACCCUCCGGUUCGGUCUUCAGCCAAAUUGUUGUUUGUUGUAUUACACUUUUUAAAAAACAAAACAAAAAACCACCAAAACAAA